AUGAGUAGAUCAAUGAGAAAAGGUAACACACCUGCACUCAAUAGUUAAAUUAGACCAUUCUCACCAAAUCUUACUUUUAAAACUGAUUAAUUAGAAAAUCAAGUUCUUCAACCUUGUUAAGAAAAAGCAGAAGUUUAAUAUUUGCGUUUUGAAAUUUAAUAAGAAAGAUAAAGAUCUUCUUAAUUAGAAAUGUAGUUGUAAUGCGAAAUCAAUUAAAGAGGUAAACUUAAUAAAUUAAUUAAUAGUACAAAAUGAAUAACUAUUUACAAAUGAUAUCAACAUUUUAAGGUAAUAAAAUGAAGAUUAUAAAUUGAGAAUAUAAGAACUUGAAAUUAAAUUUAGAGAAAAUAGUAUUCAAUAUUAAAAUCUUUUAAAAGAAUCAAAUGAUAAAAUUGUAUCAAUUAGUAUGGAAUUUGAAAGAAUUCAUAAUUUAUAAUUAAAUAAAUAAAAUGAUAAUGAAUAGGGAAUUUUAAGAUAGAAUGAUUAAAAAUAAUUAGCUUAAGAAUUGAUUGCAAUUUAGAAAUUAGUUGAAGAUUUAAGAAAUGAAUUAAUAACUAAAUAAAAAACCAUAUAUUAUUUAUAAGAAUAAUUAUAGAUGACUUAAUAAACAUAAAGAGAUAAUAUAGGUUCUAAUAAUAAAUUUAGAGAAUAAGAAAAAAAUUUUGAUUAAUUAGUGAGCUAAAUUAAUGUUCUUACAUAAAUUUUAGAGUAUAAUUAUAUUAAUUUUUAGAGACAAAGAUAAUUCAUUAUAAUAAUAAAGUAAAUAAGUUGAAAAUGUUUAUAAUGAAUUAUAAUAGAUUAAUUAAUUUAAUAGAUAAUUAAAUGAGGAAAAUCGAAAUUAAAAAUAAGGUUUAGAUUAAUCUUACAAAGAAAUAGAAAGAUUAAAUAGAAUCAUUAUGAUAAAGAAUUAAGAAUUAUAAGAUUCAUAUCAUAAUGAAAACAUAGAUUGGAGAAGAAAUUUCUAAGAUUUAAAUGAGAAAUAUCAUAAAUGUUAAGAAUAAUUAUGUUUUGCAUAAGCUGAACUCGAAGCAAGUCGUGCUACUUAAAGAAUGACUUAUUUAUAAUAAGUUAAAUGA
Paramecium primaurelia is the source of this 1076-nucleotide messenger RNA. The record is from the annotation of a GenBank genome assembly. NCBI's taxonomy places the organism in Eukaryota, Ciliophora, Oligohymenophorea, Peniculida, Parameciidae.